UACUUGGGUAUCAGAUAUGCUAUUCUGAGUUGUCUUUAGCAUUUUUCCUUACUUAUAUUCAUUAGUUGUACUCUGUCUUUAUCAAGAAAAGUUGUCUACUCUUUGUAAUGAAAGUGUCAUUUUGGUAUAUGUGACUAAGCACCGUAUGAAAUUGAGAUUUUGUAGUAUUUCUCAAUAUGGUAUUCAUCGACCUAGAAAAGGCAUACGAUAAAGCCCCAAGGGAGGUUCUAUGGAGUUGUUUGGAGGCUAGAGGUGUUCUUAUGGCGUACAGUAGGGCGAUUAAGGACAUGUACAAUGGAGCCAAGACCUCGGUAAGGACAGUGGGAGGAGACUCAGAGCACUUUCCAGUGACGAUGGGGUUGCACCAGGGAUCAGCUCUUAGCCCUAUUCUGUUUGCCUUAGUGAUGGAUGGACUGACGCGACAAAUCCAAGGUGAGGUGCCUUGGUGUAUGCUAUUCGCGGAUGACAUAAUUCUGAUUGACGAGUCCCGCAGCGGAGUUAAUGCUAAGUUGGAGGUGUAGAGGCAGACCCUGGAGUCUAAAGGGUUCAGGUUGAGUAGAACCAAGACUGAAUACUUGGAGUGCAAGUUUAGUAGCGUCACGCAUGAGGUUGACAUGGAAGUGAGGCUUGGUACUCAGGCCAUUCAAAAGAAAGAAAUUUUCAAGUAUCUUGUGUCUAUUAUUCAAGGAAAUGGAGAGAUUGAUGAGGAUGUCACUCAUCGUAUUGGUGCAGGGUGGAUGAAAUAGAGGCUUGCAUCCGGAGUCUUGUGUGAUAAGAAGGUAUCACCAAAACUUAAAGGCAAGUUCUACAGGGUGGUGGUUAAACCAACUAUGUUGUAUGGGGCAGAGUUUUGGCCAGUCAAGAACUUUCACGUUCAGAAGAUGAAAGCCAUGGAGAUGAGAAUGUUGCGAUGGAUGUGUGGGCAUACUAGGAGAGAUAGGAUAAGAAAUGGAAGCAUCCGAGACAAGGUGGGAGUGGCCUCUGUGGAGGAUAAGAUGCGGGAAGCGAGAUUGUGAUGGUUCGGACAUGUGUAGAGGAGAUGCGUUGAUGCCCCAGUACGAAGGUGUGAAAGGCUGGCUAGGGAUGGUUUUAGGAGAGGUAGAGGUAGGCCUAAGAAGUAUUGGGGAGAGGUGAUUAGACAAGACAUGGCUCAGGUUCGACUUACUAAGGACAUGACCUUAGAUAGGAGGUUAUGGAGGGCACGAAUUAGGGUAGAGGGUUAGUAAGUAUUUUAGUGUUGUCUUCCUUAUCCGUGCAUACUAGUAGUCAUAGUAUUACUCUUAUAGGUCCUUAUAUUUCGAUAGUAAUUUGACAUGCCUUUCUACUCUGCUUUGGAUGCUUGGCAUUACCUCUAGCACUAUCUGAUUGUUUCUUUUACUACGCCGUCCUACUAUAUUUCUGCUAUUUCGGCUUAUUAUCACUGUUUAUUAUUACUAAUGCUUUUUAUAUCUCUCUUUGAGCCGGGGGUCUAUCGGAAACAACCUCCCUGCCCGUCAAAAGGUAGGGGUAAGGUCUGCGUACACUCUACCCUCCCCAGACCCCACAUGGUGGGAUUAUAUUGGGUACUACAGAAGACUAGCAGGAAGGAAGUUUAGAUACUCGACAGCAACUUCUGAGAAUGAACCUCGCUAUUCAUGGUGACAGCUCCUAUGCUGCAGUAACUGUUCCUGUCAAGCGGGGGCGGGGUCGCCCGCGCAAGGAUCACAGCCUAAAGCGUGUAAAAACUGCUAAUUUUCCACCGGGAUUUAAACAAACAAAAGAGAUCCGACCCCAACAAGUAGAUACAGUUAAUGUUGGGAUAAUAGGUCAGCCAGCAAAUGAUGGGAUGAUAGGUCAGGCUGUUACAGGUGUUGUUGAAUCUGCAUUUGAUGCUGGUUAUUUGCUCAGUGUUAGGAUUGGCGACUCCAAUACAAAUUUCAGGGGUGUUGUUUUUAAGCCAGGGCAUUUUGAUCCUGUCACAGCAGAAAAUGAUGUGGCACCACAUGUUCAGAUGAUUAAAAGGAACGACAUUCAUCUACCCGUUAGAAACCAAGUUCAGGCAUAUGGCCAUGAUCGGAGAAAUGUAUCACCUCCAACAACAGCUCCUUCUGUCCCUUUGGUGGGAGCCCGCGGUGCUGUUGUUCCUGUUGUCCUUCAACCUGUCAACCCGACCAAUGGAUUUCCACCUGCUACGCAAGCUCCUCCAGAUUCAUCCCAAGCUGCUCAUAUGACUGUUGCGCCCUUGGCUGCGCUGCCACCUAAUGGGUCACUAACGACUAGUCAGGUUACUCAAGUCGGCGACCAAGAAGCACUGGUCACUGCGCAGGAUGGAGGUGGUUCCCUUGGUGAGGGAGCAACAUUAGUGCAACAGAAAGAGGUUAAGCCAAUUAUAUCUAACAACGCAUGUAAACCUGUUGAUAUUGGCGACAUGAAUGAGCUUCCUUCUAUAGGACCAAGCGAUUCUAUAAAUUCCCCUAUUCCUACCAAGAUUACCUCUGUUACAAAACCUUUGAUGAAUUACGGGAUUGGCAGGAUGACAGAGCUUUUACAGGCGGUGCAGGAAAAUCUGAUGGAGAACCAGGUGCUUCAUGCUGGGGAAUCAUCCAUUAGCGACGAGUACAAAAGCUGAUGGUAAAAAAGAGGAAUUAUGUGUUCAGUCGCACAGACGUCCUCAAGUUGUGAUAUCUGACAUCUCCCAUCCCCUGGCUCGGAGAUACCUUGACAACAUGUGGUUCAAUGCUUUUGAAGUUGUACCUCAUCGUUCCCAUGGAAUGAGACAUCUGGGGCGGAAAUUGGGCAGGUGUUGUGAUUCAAAAGCCGCUUGUCUAGCAUGAAGAGGUCCUUGUUUUGUUAUUUUCUUAAUUUGCUUAGACAAAAUAUCUGAAUUUCUUGAGGUGUUGUGAUGAAGAAAUUGUCUAAAAUGCUAACUUAGUCGGACAGGCACUCACAGUGAAUCAUAAAAAAAGAGUAGGAUCAGAGAGGAAGAGUGAUUGACCUUUCAAUUUUUCUUUCAUCCUUUCCAAUGGUAGAAAACAAAUAGUGAGAGGCUUCGCCUCAUUUCUUGA
Lycium barbarum (goji berry) is the source of this 3044-nucleotide messenger RNA. Its product is annotated as protein METABOLIC NETWORK MODULATOR 1-like. The transcript is spliced from 3 exons. The coding region runs from base 1619 to 2608 and encodes 329 amino acids. NCBI's taxonomy places the organism in Eukaryota, Viridiplantae, Streptophyta, Magnoliopsida, Solanales, Solanaceae. The record is from RefSeq and is a predicted model, not a curated record.